Molecule: messenger RNA, 5463 nt
Organism: Procambarus clarkii (red swamp crayfish)
Lineage: Eukaryota; Metazoa; Arthropoda; Malacostraca; Decapoda; Cambaridae
Source: RefSeq, a predicted model, not a curated record
GAUAGAGACGAUUAUAGAAGGCUGGAAACUCUUAAGGCAUCUAUUGUUAUAUUAAUUCAGCACUUCACACUUCCGUUGGCUACCGGAUUUAUUAUUAAGUGUUGGCUGUCAAAUGGAGAAGUGUUCGACUUCGAGAAUCGGUAACUGGCAACAUGUAAUAAACCUUUAUCACAGCAGUUGUGCUUGACACAUCCUCCUGGCGGUGUUAUUUAACGUGUUGGUGACGGUGUUAUGGCGGGAUGUGAGGCGUGGUAGACCAUGUCUUCUCUCACUCUGCUCAAGAAAUGCCUCAAGCCUCUUAUUGUACUCACAAAAGUACAGAAGAUAAUAAGUAGAGAAAGAAAAUGUGCUGAGCAGAGAUAGACAAUUUCCUUACGACCAACAAACAGUAAUAAGUGGAGCCAAAAUGUGUGAAUUGAGCUCUGAUAAGUCAGCCCCUCCUCAUCAUCAAAGGCCAAAUAUUCAUUCCAUACAAUCGUCAAGCCUCCCUGUUUAUUAAUGAAAAAUGUGUUACACGACUCACAACUAGUAACAUUCAAACAUUUCUUAAACAAUGCUUUGCUGGUGACCUCUUUUUCAAAUCACAACUCUGUAAAUGCUUCACACACAUACUACAAAUGCAAAUAAUUGUCAACAGAACUUAAACAUCUAACCCAACCUAUGCCUAAAUAUGCACAAUAUGCUAAUACAAAGUAAAAUUAACUUUGAGAAUAUUCUUAUUUUGAAUGAACAGCAUGUAAAAUUUAUGAAUGGGUCUUUGGGGCCGGCCGCUGGAUGGAAUAAACAUAGCCUGAGGAUGGGUUGGAUAAGUGUAAACACAAACUUGUGAAUGUUGAUAAAAUAAGUGCAACCGACUUUUGAGGGAAGACCAAUAUAAUGAGAUCACGUGACGGAACGAUGAGCCACUAACCAGCUAGCCAUGGGGACAGUACUAGGCUGCCAGGCAGAAAACAGUGGGGCCACCCCUGGGCCUCUUGCUGCUGAUGCUCCAGAAGGAAAUCCUCGGAACAAGACAGCUCUGAAGCCAGGUCGUAGUUUGAUGGACUGGGUUAAGCUGGGUCACUCUGGAACUGACCUAGCAGGCACCGGUGGACGAAUUUUGGAUAUAACUCCACAAGAUCUCGCUAAACACAACAAACAAAAUGACUGCUGGAUGGCACUCAGGGGUAAAGUAUAUAAUGUCACUUCAUAUAUGGAAUUUCACCCAGGAGGAGAACAAGAGCUCAUGCGAGGAGUUGGCACUGAUGCCACUGAUCUUUUCAAUGAGAUUCACAAAUGGGUUAACUUUGAGACAAUGCUUCAGAAGUGUCUUGUUGGGCGCUUAGUUGAGAGUCGCCCCUUUUUCCUCAAACCAAAUUUUUUGCCCCUUCUUAAAGGAAUAAAAGGCUCUAUUAAAUCAGAUGCUGCCCAAAAUCCCCUGCCUAAUAAGAACUUGCUGUCAGCCUCAACAUUAGAACCACCUAUGACUAGAAAUGCAAUAUCUCCAUUAGUAUCUCCCCUCACUCCAUCAACUCUACCUAAUCCAAAAUUUGACUGGUUUCAAACAAACACAUUGAUUAAUAUUGCCAUCUAUACAAAAUGGAAACACAUUACGAAGGACCAUGUUGUUGUAAUUAAAAAAGAAAAGGUGAUGAAGGUAGUGUGCUACAUCCAAGACAUGGUCUACACAGUACACAUUGAUCUCCAUAAACACGUUGCUGAAGAUUUUGAAUUGAAAACGGGAAGUAAUUCGGGUAAAGUGGAUAUACUCCUGAAUAAGAUGGAGCCAGGAGUGCGGUGGAGUGUUGUCGGAAAGACUUUAGAGGGACAUGGCAUUCACGUCAAGUCAAAGGAUAGAGAGAUUGAAUAUGUUACCUGUUCUUUGGCUGCUAAAGAAUCAAUAACUCAAGAUUCUCGAUUAUUUGUUAUACAAGUGCCUAAAUACACAUACCUACCUGUGCCUAUUGGAUAUCAUGUUUACAUUCGGUUACCUGGGAAAGACACAGUAAAGCCAUACACUCCAGUAGCCGCAUCCUUGAGUACAGCAGACCCAGAUGAAUCUGGGAGACAAAUACAUCUUUUUAUUAAGAUAUAUGAUGAAGGAGCUUUUACCCCAGCUCUGGAUGAACUUGCCUUAGGUUCAGAAAUAGAAGUGAGUCUACCAGAAGGAACAUUUACACAUGAUAAACUGACAACAGCCACGACUACAGCCACAGAUGUUGCACUGUUGGGUGCUGGCACUGGUAUUACACCUAUGAUCAGGGUGAUGUUGGAAGCCAUCAAGAAUGAGAAGAAAGUUCAUCUUAUUCUUUUUAAUAAAACUGAGGAAGAUAUACCAUGGAAAGAAGAAUUAGAUAAUUUAAUGGAAGAUCAUUCCAGUUUAUUGAAGGUGACACAUGUUUUAUCGAAGGCUAAUGAUUCCUGGUCAGGUCUUCAAGGACAUAUACGGCAGGAAUUGUUAGAGAAGCUACUGCCUGUGGGUAAUCAUGAGCAGACUAUAUACUUGUGCAUCUGCGGGCCUUCCGAGUUUACAAAACUUGGCAUCAAUUUGUUUAAGGAGCUUGGCUACAGCAGUGACAGCUUCCAUGCAUUCCUUGGUUAAAAGCUAGAAGGGUUAAGUUUCCAUCAGGAACGUGAUUCUGUACAACCUCAGGAAAUUCUUAGCUUGCAUAAAGUGAUUGUUGGUGUUGGUGACUAUGGAUCAGAACUAAUACAGUAUUAUAUAUUUUUUUUUUUGUGUUUGGUAACCAGUGACAAUCAGAAAUAAGAAUAUUAUAUAUUUUAUAUUGAGUACUGUAAUUGAAAUUCCUAUCUUAUCUUCAUCUGUCGUAUCCAGUCAAUAAUGUUUAAUUGUUCAACUUUCUGAAAUAUUUAUUUACACAUUUCCUCUCAUUUAAAGAUUAUAAGUCUGCUUCACAUGUCAUCCCCACAAGUUUGACUGUCCAAAAAUUGGUAGCACAUGUAUGUCAAUUAAGUUCCUUGUCCCUCGUGUUCACUCGUAUUAUCAUGUAUGUGAGGAUUUUUUGUACAAUCAAACACUCUCUGCUAUAACACACAGUAUUUGAUUAUUAUUUCAUUUUGUGUGUGCAUGUGCAUCAUGUGUGUAAUGGAAAAUUAUUACAAAUUAUAUUAUAAUUAUUUUUUGUGUAUUAUUUUGAGGUAUAAUAAUGUACUGUACUUUAGAAUGUAAAAAAUGUUUAAUACAUGACUGGGACAGCCUUUUCAAGUAAUUUUUGGUCAAAUGACUUGAUAUUUGCAGUGUGCUAACAAAAAUAUUCCGUUGAAAUUUGUGUUCCAAAAACCAAUACAAUGAUCCAUUACUUCAUUUUCCCCCCACUUUCAUGGAGUGGGCAGACACCCACUCGGAGAAAUAAAUGGGGAUAAUAUAGUACUGUACUGUCAAUGAGUGGUAUAAUGCAAUCAACAAAUGCUACCAGUGAGAAGUGCCACAGUGUCAGUGAAUGACUCUGUGCCACCAAUGACGGCUCCUGUAGUACUUUCCCAGGAGUGACAAACUUGAAAAUUAGGAGGUUGCUACAUGUAUAAACUGCAUGUAAGUGUUUGGUAUACAUAUGCAACAGAUUAUUUUGUAAUUUGUGAGCAUGUUAGAUUAUUUAUGUUGUGCUAAAAUAUGUAUAUAAUUGAGGAACAAAAGGUAUAGUACUGUGACCAAAAUACAUGCCCAGUAAACUGUGAAUUUAGGCUAAAAUUGGGUAACGUUUCAUUCUGUCCAGGACCAUUAUCAAGCCACCACCUGUGACAAUGGUCCCAGGGCGGACGGAAAUGAUUUCUGGUUUGUCCUCAAAUAUAAGAGUUUAUGCACGUUAUUUAUAUAGAGUAUUAUAGUAAUGAACAUUGUCUUCAGUAAAAAUUACUAUAUUUCAACCUGCCAAUUAAAUUUACACUUAAUGAAGCUAUCUGAUGAAUGUAUUGUAGAAUUCAAAUUAAGUGUUUAAAUAUAUUGUGGGGUAUAUUUUUCUUAGUAAAUUAAGAACCAUAUUCUUAAGUAAUUAUCAAAAGAAAGCACCAAGCUGGGAAGACUAUGUAACCAUAUUCUUAAAUAAAAUCAGUGUAAUAAGAUGUGUGGUCAAAUUACAUAGCAGAUAUUUUAAAUCCUAUACAGUAUUACUUUGAUGUGUACUUUCAGUUAAAUUUGUUAGAUGAAAUUUCAUAUAAAAAGCUAUAAAAUAAAUAAAUUUGAUAAAAUAAUUUCAUACACAGUACUAUACCAGUAAUUAUUCCUAUGAAUUUUUUUUAGCUCAGUGAUAGACUGAGCUAAAUUAUCAAGGCUAUUGAUAAGGAUAUUGAUAUAUAUUGAUAUAUCAAGAAUAUUGAUAUUGCUGUGUUAUCAAGGCUAAAGUAAACACUUUAAAAAGUCAAGAAAAAGUAAUUAAAGUAAAGAUACAAGCUGUUACUGUACUAAUAACCCAAAAUACACACAUGAAAUUAAAUGAGAGUGAAGAAGUUUCCGUUUGUCUCGAACCUUUAUUAAGUCAUGACAGGAGAGGGAGAGCAUAUCAAUGUAAGGCAAGAGGAACCACAAUGUCGUACUUUCAUUUCCUAUGUGUUUGAUUAUUUGUUUCUGUCACGUAAUUGUGACUUAUUUUCUGCAUACAAGCUGUUGUUUUAACUCAAAUUUCUUUCUUUCAGAUAAGAGAUUUAUAGAGUAUUCACUUUCUUAUACCAUAUAUUGUACAUUAUGAUGAUCACACUGUGUCUUACCAAUGUCAUGUUUAAGGACUUCACCAAUAUGUACACUGAAUCUAAGAUACUGAAAAUAGUUUUACAAGUCACCAUGGUUAAUUAUUUUUGGUGUUCAACUAUCAUAAUUUGGGACCUCGAAGGUUUUUAGACAUUUUAUCAUGAUGUUCUAAGACAGCAUGCUUGAAGUUUGUUACGGAAAGUUGCAAGACUUAGUACGUCUGAGGUUUGUUAUGGAAAACUCUGUUGCAGUCUACUUUUUCAUGCAGUAAUAUUUUGAGAGCUUAAUCACUUCAUGCAGAAUGGAAAAUAUGUCCCCAUUUCAGAUUCAUUCCAUUGCAUGUUCUCCAGCAGCUAUUCUAUUCAUCAUACAAGCAACUUAAUUUUCCUAUCUUGAAAGAAUACGUUAAAAAAUAUUUUCAAGGUUUAAAAAUUUCAUAAUGCUUUUGAGUACUAUUUGAACAUGUGCUCCUGGUCGUCCUGGAUACCAUAUUCAAGUACAAUACAGCACUUUGAGUAAAGCACCUAGAUGAAUAGUUACGGAAAAUAUUUUUACGAGAUUUGUCCACGACAAAUGGAAAGCUUUAUAUUUUUAUUGUAGUUCUGUAUAUUAAAAUGCCACCUUUGUGUUGUAAUAUCAAAUCCAAAUUUUAGAGAAUCUGUGGAUGUUUUAGUGCAAUGAAUUUAAACAUAUUUUGAGAAGUAGUGUAUGUUACAAUCUAUCACAAGUCACAACAUAAAAUGGUUGUUUAGAGAAUGUUUGUAAUUAAAAGAAUACUAGCU